Messenger RNA from Trypanosoma cruzi, 974 nucleotides. RefSeq lists its product as uncharacterized. The annotation marks the transcript as partial. The transcript has a single exon. NCBI's taxonomy places the organism in Eukaryota, Euglenozoa, Kinetoplastea, Trypanosomatida, Trypanosomatidae. The record is from RefSeq and is a predicted model, not a curated record.
AUGCUCAGUAACCUUUUUGGUUCAAGCCUCGAUGGCAUUGGAAAGUUGUGCUCCUCUUCAUCAACGACGGUGGAAGAAAUUAUUGCACGCGAGGAUUUAUCAUCGUACAUUCAGUCACAGCGCAAGAAUGGGAAGGGCAUGGUGCCUCUUUUAGAGUUCAUAGAGCACUCCAUCCCCGAACUUGUCAAAGCGGCACUACAACCUGUUUGCGAAGAGGAGUGUGUUGGUUCAGUGGGAAAGGAGGGUGAUGCAGACGGCCAUGGCCCGAAGAAGAAAACCCCAGGAAAGAAGCAGGUAUUGUUUAACGAGAAUGCCACUGAAUUGAUUACGUUUUAUUUAGAUGUUUCCCAAGAGUCGGAGGUGUUUAUCAGACGCAUUGUGGCUGCUGCACUUCUCGUCCUUGGAAUUGCUGCGCCGCUGACCCCACUGGUUGCUCAGUGUUUUCGGCGCAUUAUUUUGGGUGCCUUUGAUGUUAGUUCUGUCACAACGACGGAGGCCAUUGCUGCCGUAUUAGACGAGGAAAUGGUUCUGGCGAUUAUCCGUCACAUGUCGACAAGUUUUAUCAUAUCCGAUACAUUAGCAUUCUUGUUUGAACCGAAUCUUCCAACGACAGAGAUCGCUUCUUUUCAACCACGGCCAUUGAUAUUUACGGAGGCCUGCAUUCGACUCCGUUUUGCACAACACCUGGCUUCUCAUAUGGCGGCUGCGCUGCGCACUGUAAGUUGCCAGCCUUACUUUAACGUGUGGAAAGAACUGAUCAAUCACGGAUGCAGCCAGGCCGCAGGGCCCAUAGUGGAUGAACUUUUAAAAUACGACUUGCUAUCUGUGUACUUCAUGGACAUUCUACUGGGCUGUGAAGAGGCCAGAAAAAAUCCGAGUGCCGUUCCACUAGCUGCUCAGGGCGUCGAGUUGUAUCACGACAUCAUAGCUCUUGUGCGGACUUCUUUAAUCCCACCUGACGUAAGGGAAAUGUA